AUGUACUUCCUGCGGCAGCUCAGGAAAGCCAAGCUGCAGUUCUACACGGCCAUCAUCGAGUCCAUCCUCACCUCCUCCAUCACCUCCUCCAUCACCUCCUCCACCACCUCCUCCAUCACCUCCUCCAUCACCUCCUCCAUCACCUCCUCAUCACCUCCUCAUCACCUCCUCCAUCACCUCCUCAUCACCUCCUCCAUCACCUCCUCCAUCACCUCCUCCAUCACCUCCUCCAUCACCUCCUCCAUCACCUCCUCCAUCACCUCCUCCAUCACCUCCUCCAUCACCUCCUCCAUCACCCUCCAUCACCUCCUCAUCACCUCCUCCAUCACCUCCUCCAUCACCUCCUCCAUCACCUCCUCCAUCACCUCCUCCAUCACCUCCUCCAUCACCUGCUCAUCACCUCCUCCAUCACCUCCUCCAUCACCUCCUCCAUCACCUCCUCCAUCACCGUGUGGUCCUCCCUCAUCACCUCCCAUCACCUCCUCCAUCACCUGUGUGGUUCGCUGGAGCCACAGUCAGGGACAAACAGAGACUACAGUGCAUUGUGGUUCUCUGCAGAGGAAGUGA
Messenger RNA from Knipowitschia caucasica, 567 nucleotides. The record is from the annotation of a GenBank genome assembly. NCBI's taxonomy places the organism in Eukaryota, Metazoa, Chordata, Actinopteri, Gobiiformes, Gobiidae.